This is a messenger RNA of Sipha flava (yellow sugarcane aphid), 1269 nucleotides long. Its product is annotated as elongation of very long chain fatty acids protein AAEL008004-like. The record is from RefSeq and is a predicted model, not a curated record. NCBI's taxonomy places the organism in Eukaryota, Metazoa, Arthropoda, Insecta, Hemiptera, Aphididae. Gene Ontology annotation, biological process: very long-chain fatty acid biosynthetic process; sphingolipid biosynthetic process; fatty acid elongation, saturated fatty acid. The coding region runs from base 239 to 1090 and encodes 283 amino acids. Gene Ontology annotation, cellular component: endoplasmic reticulum membrane. The transcript has 8 exons. Gene Ontology annotation, molecular function: fatty acid elongase activity.
UUGUAGUGUGCGUUCGGAACAAGAAAUGUUUUAAAACAUCUUUCAUAGUAUACAGAUCGUGCAAGUGGUAACUGAAUAAAAAAUAUAUAUAUAAAAUAUUACAAUUGUGUUAUUUGUUUAUUAUUGUCCGACGAGAAUAAAACCUAAAAGUAAAAUCAAUAUUAAACAACACCAAAGAAAUAUUUAAAAUAUCUGUGCAGACGAGCGGUACCUCUCUUGACUAAAGAUAUCUGUUUUGAUGUUAACAAUAAUGUCAAAUGUGACUGAUACUCAAAGCUAUUUAAAUGGUAUUGUUAACGAAUUUAAAUUAUAUAUAUUGAACGCUAUAGAAGAAGAAAUAAAAUACGAUGAUGAAAUCGAUUCGUGGCCGUUAAUGAAUAAACCAUGGUAUAUAUUAACAAUACUUUUAAUGUAUUUAGUAUUUGUAUUGGACAUUGGUCCAAAGUUCAUGGCAAACCGUAAGCCAAUGAACAUUAAAUCCAUUAUGCUCAUCUACAAUGCUACUCAAACAAUAUACAAUGCAUGGCUUGUAUGCUGGUUUAUUUUUUUGCCCGGAACAUUCGACUAUGUCUGGAAUCAUUCGUGUUACUCAGAUCCAGGACCGUAUGGUCGAUAUUUAAUAAAUCAGCUUUAUAAAGCCAUGUGGUAUUAUUUCAUAUCAAAGAUAGCAGAUUUUUCAGACACCAUAUUUUUCGUCUUGAGAAAAAAACAAUCUCAAGUUACAUUCUUACACGUUUACCACCAUGUAAAUAUGGCAUUUUCUUCUUGGUUUCAUUUAAGAUUUAUUAAAAGUGAACAGAUAGCAGUUGGUGGAAUCAUCAAUACAAUAGUGCACACAAUUAUGUACAGUUAUUAUUUUUUGUCAGCGCUCGGGCCUCAAGUCAAAAAAUAUCUUUUUUGGAAAAAAUACUUGACCGGACUUCAAAUAUUUCAGUUUGUGAUGAUCAUAUUCUACGUGUUCGGGCUUUUUAUAUUCGAUUGCAAAUUUCCAAAACUGUUUAUGAUGUAUGUUAUCAUUGACCUAAUAGUGUUUUUACAUUUGUUUAUGAUAUUUUAUAAAAAAACUUAUGUAAAAAAAAUCAAAACGUAAUAGAAAAACAAUAAAAGAAUAUGUAAAUAUUGGUAGUACACUGUUGCGUACGUUUGUCUAUUUUCGCAAUGCGAGAUUGCGUUGAUAUGGUGUUGCUAUGUGACGCUAAAAAUUAGUACCCGUUUGAAACCAGUGCAACGUCGGCAGUGAAUGGAAUGCAUUACAAUGGUGGAAUUACA